Messenger RNA from Paraglomus occultum, 177 nucleotides. The record is from the annotation of a GenBank genome assembly. NCBI's taxonomy places the organism in Eukaryota, Fungi, Glomeromycota, Glomeromycetes, Paraglomerales, Paraglomeraceae.
UUAGGAAAUCGGAGUUACCAACUGGCUUUGAUGCGCCUCCAUGAGAUAUCCGGGAGUUUGAUUAAAGUAAAAUUUGAAAUGCUUCGACUAGUUGAAGAACUGAAGGACGCGGCAUGGGAGAGUGGCGAAGAUAAUGAGGAGAUUGAUCUUCGAAGGGAAACAAAACUCACGCCAUAA